This is a messenger RNA of Paraglomus occultum, 139 nucleotides long. The record is from the annotation of a GenBank genome assembly. NCBI's taxonomy places the organism in Eukaryota, Fungi, Glomeromycota, Glomeromycetes, Paraglomerales, Paraglomeraceae.
UCUAGGCUUGGAGCAACCGAUGUCAUCUGGGCAAUAUCUGAGUAUUGACGAAGAAAUGGAUGCGAAAAAUAUAAAUGACGAAGAGAUAGUGUCUCUAGUAAAUCUUCCUUUCUCUAAUGAGGAAGACGAAAUUGAAUAA